AUGGGCAUCCAAGCACUCCCGCAGACCACCAUCCGCACACUCGGCUCGACCCAGGUCCUGACUGAUCCCGCAUCAGUGGUCAAGGAACUUAUCGACAAUGCACUCGAUGCUCACGCCACCUCAAUCUCCGUAGAGAUCAGCACUAACACCUUAGACCUCAUACAAGUCCGGGACAAUGGCCAUGGCAUACCGCCAGAGGACCGACUUCUGGUGGCGAGACCCCAUUGCACCAGCAAGAUCGGCUCAGAAGAAGAUCUCAAAGACAUCGGUGGAUCAUCAUUGGGCUUCGGAGGCGAGGCGCUUGCCAGUGUCGCCGAGGUGAGCGGCUCUCUAACCAUCAGCACUCGAGUUGAGGGCGAGCAAGUCGCCACGGCCAUGAAGAUCAACCGGCAGGGCGAGGUCACUGGUCAGGAUCGGGCUUCUCUGCCUGUUGGCACUACGAUCAAGGUGACUGACUUCAUCAAGUCACAUCCCGUGCGAAGGCAAGUGGCGCUUAAAGCUACGGAAAAGACCUUGAAGAAGAUCAAGCAACUGCUACAGUCUGAUGCAUUCGCCAGGCCACAGACCCGGAUCGCACUCCGAAUACUGAAAGCGAAGCACGACAAAGGCAAUUGGAUGUACGCACCCAAGCCUGGUGGCAAUGCAGAAGACGCCGCUUUCAAGGUCGUUGGUGCAGCCUGCGCUUCCCAAUGUACCUGGUCAGUGGUCGAGGAGAAUGGCUUCAGUCUUCAUGCUUUCCUUCCUCGUGCCGAUGCGGAUACAACUUCCAGAGGUGUAGCCAAGCAGCUGGCGAAGACGUUCAAACAGGCUCUGUCGAAGGCAGGAUCUCCAUUGCAGGGAGCGAAGGAGCUCUUCAUCUUCUUGGAGAUCAAAUGCCCACCAGCUAGCUACGAUGCGAAUGUCGAACCAGCUAAAGACGAUGUGCUCUUCGAAGACCCGGAAGUCGUUGUCACUGCCGCGAGGCGUCUCUUCGAGGCGGUGUAUCCUGCUCAGCCUGAAAUGCCCAAUUCGGAGAGAAUGAGCUCUAGAGACCACAAGACCGUGCCUCACCUCUCGGUACCGGAUGAAGAGGACUUUACAUCAUCCCUUGAGCCUCGUCGCGCAACAUCAAACACCCCACACCCUCCAAGCCCAGAGUCUGCAGUGGACAGGACUCGUGGUCUGUUUGAUCUGAGACCGGCUCGCCAGAUGCCAGAAGAUGACACAGAUGACCGAGUCUUCUUUCGUUCCAACAUGUAUGGAUGCGAUGAAGAAGAUCCUGAUUUACCUGAUGCUCGCCCACCAACUGGCCGCACCGAAGCUGAUUUCGAAGAACUGCGUCAAGCUCGCAAGGAUAUCAACGUAUCGAACCCAUGGGUCAUGGCCAAGCUUCACACUUCCGUGCGCCGGCCCGCGGCUGCGGAGGAGAGCAGCGGGCCCGCUGAAGUCACCCCUACGUCUUCAAAUCAACGCAGGAUCCGAGGCGACGCAGACGACCAGGCAAAUGCACUGCCGACGCCCGGACCUUCGUCGCCCUCAGUACGACCCAACGACUUCCAUCCUUCAGACCAUGUGCCUGGCAGGCACUUUGGGAGAGACGGCAGGAUGAUCGAAUCGCAGAUGCUGCCACCUCCACUGCCGUACAUGCGACCAUCAUCUCCAAUGCAUCUUGGGCCAGAAGGUUUCUCGUCACCACCACGCGAGCGUCGAGCUCCUGGCUACAACUAUGCGCUGCCUCUUCCAGAGCAACCUGUGGGUACUCCUCUGUCCUCAAUACCGGAGAUCACUCCCCGAGCGCGCCGUAGCCCUAGCCCCAAGAAGCAGCUCCAGCAGACGCACACCAACCGACCCUUUGUGUCGCCACUUCAACGCGAGCAAGGCGAACCUGAGCGGGAGAAGGUCUGGUUCGAUCAUCUAGAGCGUAUUGACCGCCCACGCCGCUCGCCUGUCAAGCAAGGGCCUGGGGCAGGUCUGGUAACUCAGGGCGAGCUAGGUGAUUUGACAGAUGAACUACGCCCACUAGCACGCCCAAAAAACAACCGGGACAUGAGAGAUUUUGUUCAGUCAAUCGAUCUCACCCAAGACCACUCAGCUGCAUCAAUUGUCGAAGGGCGCGACUACCCAGCCUCAAAGCGUGGCCAGUCGAUGCAGCGCAAUCACUCUCCCAAAGCUACAGACGAUUCUAAGAACGCGGCGCCAGCUGAUGGUGCGAUGCUUACGCGUGGCUUCAUGCCAGCCAGCGAGCUUGCAGAUCUCGAAAGCCAUGUGGGCGGCUUCGAGAAGUCUGAGCAACGACCGACCAAGCGUCGCAGGACCAGCGAGGGCCGCGUGCUACGUGAAGUAAGCAGCAAUGCCAGAGCAGGCCCUGAGGGCGUUGGCGGCGACGAUGAUGAGAAUGAUCCAAACGUGGAGAGGCGUAAGACGGCUCAACGCCGCCGAACGACAGACGGCAACAAAGUGGGCAGGGGGAAGUCAUCACGCUUACCGUUGGAGCGGACGCCAGCUGGUCAAGGCACGCACAACAUUGUUUCUACGUUCUCGACCACUGCACGAGCGAUUGCGAACGGUUUCAAGAAGAUCGACCAAGACCACACUCUGCUCAACUGGGAGGUGUCGGCAGACGACACAAAUGACGCAUUCGCUUCUGUGAAAGAUUCUCAAUCUAUGUCGAAAAUUUCCGACAGGCUCCACGAGCUUCUCAUCAACCGCUUGUCUGAUGGCGAAAUGGUACAGGAUCUGGGCGAGCUGGUGCGGGAUGCACUUAUGAAGCAUGGUACAACGGAGGACAACGAUACGCCCAUCGAGCACGGGACGUCGGAUGAUGAGACAGCGCUUUGA
Messenger RNA from Saxophila tyrrhenica, 2817 nucleotides. RefSeq lists its product as uncharacterized. Lineage: Eukaryota; Fungi; Ascomycota; Dothideomycetes; Mycosphaerellales; Extremaceae. Gene Ontology annotation, molecular function: ATP-dependent DNA damage sensor activity; ATP hydrolysis activity; mismatched DNA binding. The coding region runs from base 1 to 2817 and encodes 938 amino acids. The record is from RefSeq and is a predicted model, not a curated record. Gene Ontology annotation, cellular component: MutLalpha complex. Gene Ontology annotation, biological process: mismatch repair. The transcript has 2 exons.